AUGGGUUUGACCAAGCAGUACCUGCGCUACGCCGCCACGGCGGUGUUCGGCGUGAUCGGCAGCCAGAAGGCCAACAUCUCCUACGUCUCGCUCCGGGGGGGCGAGAGGGGCCGCCACGUGGCGGUGGCCGCGUGCGAGCACGUCUUCAUCUGGGACGUCCGGAAGGGAGAGAAGGUUUUGAUCCUGCAGGGCCAGAAGCACGAGGUGAGCUUCCUCUGCCCGUCCCCCGACGGAGUCCACGUGGCCGUUGGUUAUGAGGACGGCGCCGUGAAGAUUUUCAACCUGCUGACCGGCGAGAGCAACGUCUCCUUCAACGGCCACAAGUCUGCGGUCAGCGUCAUGAGCUACGACGCUCUGGGGGCGCGGCUCGUCACCGGAUCCAAGGACACAGAUGUGAUUGUAUGGGACAUCAUUAACGAGUGUGGGCUCUACAGGCUGAAAGGCCACAAAGAUGUCAUCACACAGGCCCUGUUCCUUAAAGACAAGAACCUCCUGGUCACAAGCUCCAAGGACACUUUUGUGAAGUGGUGGGAUCUGGACACGCAGCACUGCUUCCAGACCAUGGUGGGCCAUCGCAGUGAGGUUUGGGGGAUGGUGCUGCUGAACGGGCAGAGCCGGCUGCUGACCGGUUCGGCCGACAGCGAGCUCCGGGCCUGGGACAUCCGCUACCUGGAGGAGGAGAAAGCCAAAGGCGAGCCCAAAGUAAAGAAGGGGAAAACUCUGCUGGAGGAGGAUGGAGACAGUGCGGAGGGGGAGGAUGAAAGUGUGGAAGAGCGCAUCCUGAGCUGUAAGAAGGCCGGCUCCCUCCUGAGAGAAGCCCGGGACCGAGUGGUGUCAAUGGCCGCCGACGCCAGGGCCCGAGUGCUCGCCUGCCAUGGCAACGACUCGGUGCUGGAGCUCUUCACGGUGCUGUCCGAGGAGGAGGUGCAGAAGAAGAUGGCCAAGAAGCUGAAAAAAGCCAAGAAGAGGGCGGCCAAAACCCAGGGGGAGACGGGGGAGGAGGCGGGGGAGGCGCCGGCGGUGGAGAGGACGCUGAAGGACGAGAUCCUCCGGCUGGUCAACGUCAAGGCCUCCGCCAAAAUCAGGUGGGCGGACUGCCUGGCGUGCGGCGGCGGCGAGCUGAAGCUGGCGCUGCUGCUGCAGAACAACACGGUGGAGACCUACAGCCUGAGGCCCGCGGACAAGACCCCCGCGCCCAGCAAGACGGCCCGCCUCACGCUGGGGGGCCACCGCACCGACGCCCGCACGCUGGCCUUCAGCUCCGACAGCCUGGCCGUGCUCUCCGCCUCCGGGGACACCGUCAAAGUCUGGAACAGGUCCACCCUGCAGGUCGUCCGCACCAUGGCCUGCGAGUACGCCCUCUGCUCGCUCUUCGUGCCCGGAGACCGGCAGAUAAUCCUCGGGACGAAGAGCGGGAAGCUCCAGAUCUUCGAGCUGGCUUCGGGAAGCCUCCUGGAGACGGUGGAGGCCCACGACGGAGCCCUGUGGGGGAUCGUCACAGGGGGCGCAGAUAAGACCGUGAAGUUCUGGGACUUCGAGCUGGUCAAGGACCAGGACACCAGCCAGAAGAGGCUGGCGGUGAAGCACACGCGCACGCUGCAGCUGGAGGAGGACGUCCUGUGUGUGAAGCUCUCCCCCGACCACAGGCUGCUGGCCGCCUCCCUGCUGGACUCCACCGUCAAGGUCUUCUACACAGACAGCCUGAAGUUCUUCCUGUCCCUGUAUGGACACAAGCUGCCCGUCCUCUGCCUGGACAUCUCCCACGACAGCACGCUAAUAGCCACCGGAUCUGCCGACCGGAACGUGAAGAUCUGGGGUUUGGACUUCGGCGACUGCCACAGAUCUCUGUUUGCGCAUGACGACAGCGUCAUGUUCCUCCAGUUUGUCCCCAAAACCCACCUGUUCUUCACGGCCGGGAAGGACAAGAAGAUCAAGCAGUGGGACGCCGACAAGUUCGAGCACAUCCAGACCCUGGAGGGCCACCACCGGGAGGUCUGGUGUCUGGCCAUCAGCCCCAACGGGGACCACCUGGUCUCCUCGUCCCACGACAAGUCUCUGCGCCUGUGGGAGCGGACCCGGGAGCCCAUCAUCCUGGAGGAGGAGCGGGAGAUGGAGAGAGAGGCGGAGUUCGAGGAGAGCAUGGCCAAAGGAGACACGCCGGUGGUACCCGGAGAGACCGAGGGAGAGGCCGCUCCGGCCGGAAAGAAGACCAUAGAAACCGUCAAAGCCGCCGAGCGAAUAAUGGAGGCUCUGGAGCUCUACCGAGGGGAACUCCGGAAGAUGGAAGAGCACAAAUACGCCUGCGAGAGGGCCGGCAAAGAGCUUCCUGCUCCCAAACCGAACCCCGUCCUCGUGGCCUUUGGGAGCGUCUCGCCGUCCCGCCACGUCUUAGACGUCAUAAAGAAAGUCCGAUCCAGUGAGCUGGAGGUGUCCCUGCUGGUGCUGCCCUUCCCCUACGUCCCCGAGCUGCUGAAGCUCUUUAACGGCUACAUCCAGGAGGGCCUGGACGUGGAGCUGGUCUGCCGCUGCCUGUUUUUCCUCCUCAGGAUCCACUUUGGUCAGAUCACCAGCAACCAGAUGCUGCUGUCCUUCCUCCAGCGGGAGAUCGAGAGCAAAGAGGACGUGAUGUUCUUCGCUGAAGCCACGGGCCGGCUGGAGGAGAAGAGGAAGAAGAGGAGGAGGAGGGAGAGGGCCCUCCUGACCAUUGCUUAA
Molecule: messenger RNA, 2712 nt
Organism: Menidia menidia (Atlantic silverside)
Lineage: Eukaryota; Metazoa; Chordata; Actinopteri; Atheriniformes; Atherinopsidae
Source: the annotation of a GenBank genome assembly